Molecule: messenger RNA, 351 nt
Organism: Penicillium hordei
Lineage: Eukaryota; Fungi; Ascomycota; Eurotiomycetes; Eurotiales; Aspergillaceae
Exons: 4
Coding region: 1-351 (116 amino acids)
Source: RefSeq, a predicted model, not a curated record
AUGGCUCCCCUCACAAAGAGCCAGAAGAAAAACCGCAAGAAUAAGAAGAGACGAGCCUGGCGGGUCGCUGAGGCCGCCGCAAAUGCGCCUCCUCCUUCUACUGAGGAGGCCGCUGCCGCAACUGAGCGUCGUGCAGCUGAUGCUGCCGCCCCCGGUAGUGGCUCGGCCACUGCUGCUGCUGGUGACCUUGGUGGCCCUGACCGUGGGGGCGGCCAGGGUGCUCUCCAGGGUGCCACCGAGCAGGCAGUGGCCGAGCCACUACCGGGUUGCCCUACCGACCAACCUGCCUCGCCCGCCCCCUCCUCUCCCCCCUACUCCCCCUCCUACUCCCCUCCCACAUUUGACUCCUGA